UAUUCCUGUACAAGGUCCUCAAAGCUUACUUCUCCACAUGCCCUCCUAUCCUUACCUACUACCACCGGCCAUUCUAUAAUAUCAUGAAUCACACCACCACCUCCUCUUCUUCCUCCUCCACUUCCACCACCACCACCACGAAACGCUCCAAAGACGGAGAAAUCAGCGACGAAGUUACCAAAAAGUCCAAGAAAACCGAAAAUAUUGAUCAAGGAGAACACCCCGUCUACCGCGGCGUCCGACGGCGGAGCUGGGGCAAAUGGGUGUCGGAAAUCCGAGAGCCAAAGAAAAAAUCAAGAAUAUGGCUUGGGACAUUUGACACCCCAGAGAUGGCAGCUGGAGCCCAUGAUGUAGCCGCAAUUGCAAUCAAAGGUCACUCGGCUAUCCUCAACUUCCCCGAACUCGCUAACCAGUUUCCCAAGCCGGCUUCCAAUUCCCCUAGAGACGUCCAAGCCGCAGCACUCAAAGCCGCCACUUUUGUCCUUCGAAACCUUAAUUCCAGUAAAGACGAAUCGGAGCCGAGACAGCUUGAGCUUCCAUGUACAUGUUCUUCAUCGUCACCUCAAAGUAACAUAACGGAUGACCCGUUUCUUGAUUUGCCGGAUCUCUUUAUGGAUCUCGGGAACCGGAUUCUCUAUACAUUGCCGGAGAAAUUUACCGGUAACAGUGAAUUCUGGCCAGAAGACCAUUUCUUGUGGAACUAUAUAUAGUUAGACAAGUUUCUAUGCCAAAAAAAUAUUUACAAUUAAAAACCAGAUUUUUUGUAUAUCAAAUUGAAGUUAUAUUGUAUUUUUUUUUUUUAAUUUUUGUAAAUUAAUGAAGUUAAUUUAUGGUCAUUUUUUUUUAUCUGCA
Molecule: messenger RNA, 852 nt
Organism: Lactuca sativa (garden lettuce)
Lineage: Eukaryota; Viridiplantae; Streptophyta; Magnoliopsida; Asterales; Asteraceae
Product: ethylene-responsive transcription factor ERF039
Biological process (GO): regulation of DNA-templated transcription
Molecular function (GO): DNA binding; DNA-binding transcription factor activity
Source: RefSeq, a predicted model, not a curated record